GCAGGCCGGCAGCUAGGGUCUGGGUCACCCGGGGCAGACAGGGAUCCCGCGCCCACCUCGGCGCCCCGCCAGCGCGGCGCCCGGGGCACAUGCCCCGCUUGCCCCCCGCAAGUUGCGGCCCUGCUCCCAGGCCCGGGCUUAGCGCCCCUCGGCGCCCGCCGCCCUCGCCCUUCCUGCCGGGCUGCGCCUUUUGCAAGGAGCGGGCGGCUGCCCGCGGGGCGUCGACCUCGCCUUCGCGGUUGCCGGACGGCACGCGGUCCGCCCUGCUCCGAGGCCGGAGGCGAGCGCGGACCUCCCGCGGCCGGAGCGCCUCCCGGCUGCCCGGGCCGAGGGCGAAGGCCGAGGCCGGCGGGGGAGGCCGGGGGCGCCGCCGCGGAGCCGGAAGGGAGUCGGCCUCGGUCGAAGGAGGGCGCGUCUCCGUUCCGGGUGGGGCUCCGGGCCCGCCUCCGCCGCCAUCGAGACGGGCGGGGCCACCCGGGUCGGAGAUGGCGGCGGAGCCGGCGGCGCGGCUGCGGGAGGGCCUCCGGGCGGGCCUGCGCGGCCUGCGCGAGCAACACCGUGCCUGGCGGGGCGCGCUGGCCGCCUGCUCGCCGCUGCUGCGCGCCCUGGGCAACCUGGCCCGGCAGGCGGAGGCGGCGCGGAGGGUGGCCUUCGGGGAGACGCCGCUGCGGGCCUUCGCGCGCCUGCCGGAGCGGCUGCGGCUGAAGCAGCGGGCGGCCAUGGAGGCGCUGCUGGCGGAGCUGCGCCGGGAGAAGCUGCCGGCGCUGCGGGAGGCGCGGGACGCCGUGGGCGCGCGCGUGGCCGCGCUGCUGCUGCUGCUCGGGGGGCCCGGCCCGGCCCUCGCCCCGCGGCCCCCCGCGCCAUGCCCGCGUUGGGCCGACCUGCUGGCCGCGCUGCUGGACGCCGAGGCGCUCUACCACGCCGUCUAUCUGGAAGCUCAGCUGCUGCUGCUCUCGCUCCGGUACCAGGACCUGCCCGGGGUACAAGCGGCCCCCCAGGUCUGGGCGCGGAUAACGCAGCACGGCCGGCGAGGCCGCCUGGAAGACACCUUGCUGAAAGUCGUCUUCUUCCUGGAGGACACGUGGUGAGAGCACGCAGCUGCUCAUCUUGUGGAGAGAGAACAGGCGGCCCAGCCCAGCCGAGGAUCCUUCAGAAAGAGCUCGGCCAGCCCCCCAGGACAGGCAGGAGGCCUCUGUUCCAGGUCUGCCCCAGGAGAGCAGUGGGGAGCCCCACUUGGAAGGUUGGUUGACUGCUGCAGCCCAGGCUAAUUUCCAACCUGGAGACUUUUUUCCAACCUGGAGCACAGUUCUUAAUGGCAUCUGAACGUAAAUAAAAUUGAUUUUCUACCCUUAAGGUGCCCCUAUUCUCUUUUUAGAGCAGCGGGCAGGCCGGGGCCUGUUUAUAUGGCCUGUUUUUGCCAGAAGGAGUAGCUCAGAACUAGAGAUGGGUGCCCACAGAUGGGUUGGGAUCUCUCCCAGGAAUCUUCUGACGAGGAGUCAGU
Messenger RNA from Candoia aspera, 1501 nucleotides. It is a transcript of the gene AIRIM, whose product is annotated as AFG2 interacting ribosome maturation factor. Gene Ontology annotation, cellular component: nucleus; cytoplasm. Lineage: Eukaryota; Metazoa; Chordata; Lepidosauria; Squamata; Candoiidae. The transcript has 4 exons. Bases 90 to 1088 code for a protein of 332 amino acids. The record is from RefSeq and is a predicted model, not a curated record.